AUAAAAAAAUCACAGAAGGGAGAAGUGUGUUUAUCUCCGAAAUCCUUGCUUCCUCCGUUAAGCGGAAUGGUGUUCAAAUCUCAGUAACUGUUGGAGAAUCACACUUAGGCUCUUCCAUCAGCAGAGGUAAGAUUUCAUCAAAACCCCCUUAUUUCUCUACGAAGAAUGUUUCUUCUUCAUUGCGCUAGAAGGCUAGACCUGGUUAGGAACCCUAGGAGUGCUGGAGAUUUGACGAACCAUCUGAGUUUUCUCCAAAAUCAUUUUCUAAAAUGCGUAUCAACGGCAACAGAUCAACACUCUUUUACGGUAUCAUACCUCAUAAACUCUUGUGGAUUGUCCAAGGAAGAGGCUGCAUCUGCAUCUAAGUCGGUCCAAUUUGAAACCUCGCAGAGACCAGACUCAGUCCUCUCUUUCCUCAGAAACUACGGAUUUACCGGUGUCCAAAUCUCUAAAUUCAUCAGAAAUCGGCCAAUGCUCCUGUUACUUGAUCCAGAGAAAAUCCUUAAACCCAAAUUUGCGUUUUUAUCUUCUGUAGGAUUUUCUCCACCUGACCUUGCAAGGAUUCUCUAUUACGACUCAGGUUUCUUGACACUUAGCUUAAGAAACCAAAUUCUUCCUUGUUUUCAGUAUCUUAAGGGCAUAGUUCAGACAAACAACAAUGUCGUCGCCGUUCUCAGACGCAUGAGGUGGGCUUUUGGAAAUAAACGGCAGAAGCGUAUGGAAGAAAACAUCACGAUCCUUCGUGAUCAUGGUGUGCCUGAACAGAUCAUCUUGAGCGUUGUAAAGAGGCACCCGCAGUCAUUUUUGAUGCCACCUGAUCUGUUCAAUGAGAAUGCCAAAGAAAUUAAGGACCUUGGGGUCGACCCUUCAAAAUUAGCUUUUGCUCUUGCAGUAUCAAUUAUAACAUUAAGUAGCAAAUCAACGAGGGAAAGAAAAAUUGAUAUCUAUAAGAAAUACGGUUGUUCUGAGGACGAUAUUACAUUAAUGAUAAAAAGGAAUCCUAAUUGUCUGGCGCUCUCGGAGAAGAAGAUAGUAAGAGUGAUGGAUUUUCUGAUCAAUAAAAUGGGCUUGGAACCAUCGUUUAUUGCCAAAAACCCAAUACUUCUCUGUUUUAGUUUGGAAAAGAGGAUGAUUCCAUGGUAUUCAGUAAUACAAGUUUUGCUAUCAAAGGGUCUCAUUAACAAGGAUAUCAACGUGGUUGGAGCUCUCAAGAUUAGUAAGAGUGAUUUUAUGGACAAGUUUGUAAUUAGAUAUCAGAAGGAAAUUCCACAACUACUGAAGAUAUUUGAAGAGAUCGAAGACCAUGGAGACAAGCAGACAAAGAACCAGAGUUAGGCACUCAGAUACUGUUGCAGUUAGAGCUUUGAUUGGUGGUUAUGCAUGAGGCUGUGUCUGAGGCCCAAAAUUUGGCUGACAAUGAUCAUCAGUCAGUUUUGCAUCUCUGAUUCUUGUUGCUUUGCAUCUUUCAAAUAGAGUUGGUUUGUUUGUCAAACCAUGCCAAACGGUCUGAUCUAUCAUCUAGAUACAACAAAAGCUCAUGAAUCAUGCCCACCAGCUCAGCUAAUUAAGUGCAUGUAGUCUUCACUGAUCUUGGGUUCAAUCCUGCCACCCCACCCAAGAGUUUGCCUAGAAAAAUGAAAAAAAAAAAUGCAUAGGCAUUGUAUGCUUUGUUUGAUAUAUUUGUCAAGCAACAACCUUAGUGUGAUUACAGUUUUGAAAUUGAGGAAGAACUUCAUGAAGGAGCUCAUAACCAAUCAGUAGAAAGUCACUAGACCUGAGGAAACAGGUAAGUUAAGCAAUUGUGGAAUGUAGACUGUUUAAAGCUUUGUAAAUUAGAUAUAUAUUUCCCAAUAUGAUACAGUUUAAAGGA
Nelumbo nucifera (sacred lotus) is the source of this 1870-nucleotide messenger RNA. RefSeq names its product transcription termination factor MTERF15, mitochondrial-like. Lineage: Eukaryota; Viridiplantae; Streptophyta; Magnoliopsida; Proteales; Nelumbonaceae. Gene Ontology annotation, molecular function: double-stranded DNA binding. The record is from RefSeq and is a predicted model, not a curated record. Gene Ontology annotation, biological process: regulation of DNA-templated transcription.